Culicoides brevitarsis is the source of this 1614-nucleotide messenger RNA. RefSeq lists its product as uncharacterized. The coding region runs from base 1 to 1614 and encodes 537 amino acids. The transcript has 3 exons. The record is from RefSeq and is a predicted model, not a curated record. Lineage: Eukaryota; Metazoa; Arthropoda; Insecta; Diptera; Ceratopogonidae. Gene Ontology annotation, molecular function: long-chain fatty acid-CoA ligase activity. Gene Ontology annotation, biological process: long-chain fatty acid metabolic process; fatty-acyl-CoA biosynthetic process.
AUGCCUAAAGUAACUUAUGAUCCGGUUCGCAAAGUAUGGCGUGGUCCUGACGUCGAAGCGCACCCUUAUGGCAAAAAAAGCGCGGGAAAAGUUGUUUACGAAGCUCUUAUGAAAGAAUUAGAUCACGUAUGCCAAAUUAACGACGAUUCUAACGAGAUUUACACAAACAAAAGGAUGUUGACGGAAGCUAUUAGUGUCGCAAAUGGCUUGAAAGCUGCUGGAUUCCAACCAGGCGAUAAAAUUGUCUUUUUAAUGCAUAAUCAUCAUUAUUUGUUGCCCACGUGGCUUGGAUGUAUCUUUGCUGGAGUUGUUUUCUGCAACUUUUACUUUUUGGAUAGUUCUGUGAAAGAUGAAUUAUGUGAACUAAUUGGGCAAAUUAAGCCGAAAAUGAUGAUUACGUCAUAUUUGGAUGCCAUUGACACUUUCAAAGCGGUUUUUGAGGAAGUUAAGAUCGAUUGUCCGAUCUACAUUUACGAGAAUAAUCGUAAAGAUUGUCAUGAUUGGAAGCCAUUUUUAGAAAAUUUUGCAAGUCCCAUUGAGAAAUUUGUUCCUCCAAGUGUUGAAGAUCCCACUAAGGAAUUAUUGCUGAUAGUUUUAUCUUCGUCAACGACUGGAAAACCCAAAUUGAUCAACACUACGCACUCACAAAUGUUACUUCAAACAGUUGCUCCGCUUUCAAAAAUGGUUAUCAGUACCACAAUGCAACCAGGUUGGCAAUCCGAGUUUCUAAUUGCCUUUACUUGUCUCAUGAAUUACUGUUUUCGCAUCACUCGAGCUCUGUACACGAUCGAGGAGUAUCUUCUCAUGAUGGAAAAGCACAAAAUUCAAGUUGCUUUCAUCAAACCCAAAGACAUUUUUCGAAUGAUCAAAAGUGAUGUCAUCAAAAGUGUCAAUUUGGAAGAAGCUCUUCUAAUUAUCAGUGUUGGUGAACAUAUGAGUAUCAAAAUGGCGGAAGAUUUACAAAAAUACAUUCCAAACGGAACAAUCAUCUCGAUGUAUGGCAUUUCAGACCUUGGAGGAAUCGUCUGCGAACCGAGUGAAAAGGAAGAUUUUGUUGAUAACGUCGUGGGAAAAGUCCGAAGUGGCACAGAAUAUGUAGUUUUAGACGAAAAUGGGGAUCGAUUAGGACCGAAUCAAGUUGGCGAAUUCGGAAUUAAAUUAACAGCCCUUCAAUUUCCCGGUUAUUAUAAUAAUCCAAAACUUACGAAGGAAAGUAUGAAUGAGGAUGGAUACUUUUAUUCGGGAGACAUGGGAUAUAUUGAGGAAGAUGGACAUAUUUACUUGAUUGAACGUAAAAAGUAUCACAUUCCUUAUUGCGGAAAAGUGAUUAAUCAGAGUGAUGUGGAAAGGAUCGUGCUGGAAAAUGUCAAAGGCGUAAACGGAGUUUGUGUUGUCGAUGUUGAAAGUGAUGCGCAUGGAAUGGUUCCUUAUAUCGCGAUAAUUCCGGAAAAAGGAAUAGUUUUGAAGAAAUCUGAAGUAAUUGAAACUGUUAUGAAACAUCAUCCAUUUCCGUUUGAAACUAAAGUCUUCUUCUUUGAAAAUCUACCGAUGACCAUUUCAGGCAAAUAUAAGAAGCAUCUUGUACGAGAAAUGAUCAUGAAGUUGAACGAGUAA